Aspergillus mulundensis is the source of this 3201-nucleotide messenger RNA. Its product is annotated as putative mitochondrial translation initiation factor IF-2. Gene Ontology annotation, molecular function: translation initiation factor activity; GTPase activity; GTP binding. NCBI's taxonomy places the organism in Eukaryota, Fungi, Ascomycota, Eurotiomycetes, Eurotiales, Aspergillaceae. The transcript has 3 exons. The record is from RefSeq and is a predicted model, not a curated record. Bases 1 to 3201 code for a protein of 1066 amino acids.
AUGGCGCCGAAGAAGAAGGGAAACAGGAAGCAGGAGGAGGACUGGGAGGCAGAGCUCGGAGAGAGCAUUCCUGCUGCGGGUGGUGAUAGCCCAGCUCAGGAGGAGGCUCCCGAAACUGCUGAUGAUGGACAGGGCGCCCCCGCUGGUGGCCUGCUCGCCGCUCUGAGGAAGAACAAGAACAAGAAGGCCAAGAAAGGCAAGCAGACAAACGACUUCGUCGAGGGCGAGGACCCUACGCAAGAGGCCGACGGCGAUGCGGACCUUGCCAGCAAGCAGCCUGAGGAGGGCACGUUCGACGAGGAUGAUGUUUUCGCUGGAAAGAAAAGCAAGCCUAUCAAGGCCGCACCUUCGCCGCCUGAGCCCGCAGACGAGGAUACCGGCCCUCGCGUAAAGACAAAGAAGGAGAAGGAAAGGGAAAAGAAGGAGAGGGAGAAGCAGCGAAAGAAGGAACAGGCCGCGAAAAAGAAGACCACCGAACCUAAACAGCCCGAGCAAAAGAAGCCUGAAGCGAAGAAGGAGGAGCCUGUUGCUGCUGCCGCCGAGGCUGCGCCCGAGCCUGCCACUGGUGGCAAGAAGAAGAAGGUCCCCGCUCACUUGGCUGCGAUCCAGAAGCAGCAGGAAGCUCUCAGGAAGCAGCGCGAGGAGGAAGAACGCGUUCUAGCAGAAGCGCAGGCUGCUGAGGAGGCGCGACGACUCCAGGAUGAAGAAGAGGCCAGGAAGAAGGAGGAGGCUCGCCAAAAGAAGAAGGAGAAGGAGAAGGAGAAGAAGGAACAACUGAGAAGGGAAGGAAAGCUGCUUACCAAGGCUCAGAAGGAAGCUAAGGAACGCAAUGAGCUCCGUAUGAAGCAAAUGCUCGCUGCGGGUGUUGGUACAGUUGCUGGGUUGCAGAAAGACCAGGAAGAGAAGAAGCGACCUGUCUACGAGAACAGGAAAAAGAAGGGCCCGAAGAAGCACGAGGAGGACCUCGAGGCUGCUGCUGCUCGGGCUAAGGCUCAACGUGAGGCCGAAGAUGAGCGACGACGAAAGGAGGAGGAGGAGCGGAAAGCCAAGGCCGAAGCUGAAGCUGCCGCUGCCGCCACGGCUGCUGGCGAGGAGAGUGAGAUUGAAGACUGGGAGAAGGCCGCCGAUGCCGAGGAUGUGAAAGACAGCUGGGACGCGCCUAGUGAUGAAGAGGAGGAGAAGCCCGGCGCUACCAACGGUGAAGAGAAGACGCUACCAGAACGGCCUGCAGCCAAGUCCGCCUCACAGGAGGAAUCAGAGGAGGACUCCUCAGAAGAAGACUCUGAUGAAUCCGACUCUGAAGAUGAAGAACAGUCCGCGGCUCAAAAGGCAAUUGCCCAGAGGAAGGCGGAAGCUGCUGAGCGGAGAAAGAAGCAGCACGAGGAGGCUUUGGCUGCCCGGUCAAAGGACAACCUGCGUUCCCCCAUUUGCUGCAUUCUUGGUCACGUCGAUACUGGUAAGACCAAGCUGCUGGAUAAGAUUCGACAGACAAACGUCCAAGAAGGUGAAGCUGGUGGUAUCACGCAACAGAUUGGUGCCACUUACUUCCCUGUCGAUGCUCUGCGUCAAAAGACUGCUGUCGUCAACAAGGAUGGCUCGUUCGAGUUCAAGAUCCCCGGUCUGCUCGUUAUCGAUACCCCUGGUCACGAGUCCUUCUCCAACCUGCGAUCAAGAGGUUCGUCUCUUUGCAACAUUGCCAUUCUUGUUGUCGAUAUCAUGCACGGUCUUGAGCCCCAGACUCUUGAGUCCAUGAGGCUGCUCCGUGACCGCCGCACUCCCUUCAUUGUCGCUCUAAACAAGAUUGACCGUCUGUAUGGCUGGAAGAAGAUCGACAACAACGGUUUCCAGGAGAGUUUGGCUAUGCAGAGCAAGGGCGUCCAGAACGAGUUCCGCACUCGUCUCGAGCGCACCAAGGUUCUCUUCGCCGAACAGGGUUUCAACUCUGAGCUCUUCUACGAGAACAAGUCCAUGGCCCGUAAUGUCUCUCUCGUACCCACCUCCGCCCACACCGGUGAGGGUGUUCCCGACAUGUUGAAGCUGUUGACUACCCUGACCCAGGAGCGUAUGACCAACUCUCUCAUGUACUUGUCCGAGGUUGAGUGUACUGUCCUCGAAGUCAAGGUCAUUGAGGGUCUUGGUACCACCAUCGAUGUCGUUCUCUCCAACGGUAUUCUCCGAGAGGGUGAUCGAGUCGUGCUGUGCGGUCUCAACGGACCUAUAGCAACUAAUAUUCGAGCGCUGCUUACACCCGCUCCUCUCAAGGAGCUCCGGUUAAAGUCACAAUACGUCCACAACAAGGAGGUAAAAGCCGCUCUUGGUGUUAAGAUUGCUGCCAACGACCUUGAACAUGCCAUCGCUGGUUCGCGUCUCAUGGUCGUCGGACCUGAUGACGACGAGGAGGACAUUGAGGAAGAAGUUAUGUCCGAUCUCGAGAACCUCCUCAGCAAGGUUUCCAAGGAUCAGCGCGGUGUCAGUGUCCAGGCCUCUACCCUUGGUUCCCUAGAAGCCCUGCUCGAGUUUCUGCGUGUCUCCAAGAUUCCCGUUGCCAACAUUUCCAUCGGUCCCGUCUACAAGCGCGAUGUCAUGAUGUGUGGUACCAUGUUGGAGAAGGCCAAGGAGUACGCGGUCAUGCUUUGCUUCGAUGUCAAGGUUGACAAGGAAGCUCAAGCUUACGCUGACGACGUCGGUGUCAAGAUCUUCACCGCAGACAUCAUCUACCACCUGUUCGAUGACUUCACCAAGCACAUGGCUGAGCUCACAGAGCGCAAGAAGGAGGAGGCCAAGCUCCUUGCCGUCUUCCCCUGCGUUCUCAAGACCGUCGCCGUCUUCAACAAGAAGGACCCCAUCGUCAUCGGUGUCGAUGUCGCUGAGGGUAGUCUCCGCCUGCACACCCCUAUCUCUGCCAUCAAGACCAACCCUACCACCGGCGCCAAGGAAUUCGUCGAACUCGGAAGAGUUGCCGGUAUCGAACGUGACCACAAGCCCGUCAACGUCGUCAAGCGAGGCCAGCCCUCCGUCGCCGUCAAGAUCGAGGGCGCCAACCAGCCCAUGUACGGCCGUCAACUCGAAGAGUCCGACACGCUGUACUCCCAGAUCUCCCGCAAGAGCAUCGACACCCUCAAGGAGUUCUACCGCUCCGAUGUCUCCAUGGAGGAGUGGGCUCUUAUCAAGAAGCUCAAGCCUGUCUUCGACAUUCCUUGA